UUUUAUACUUUGGGCUGAGCACGUCGAGGAACAGGAAGUAUCCUAAUAUGGAAGAGUGGCUCUCGGUCUUACUUCCGACUAAGCAGUACGUUAUUCUGUGCGAAGAACGGAUUUUCCAACCUGACGCGUGUUUCCGGGAAAAAUGUCCAAGUCCUUGAAGAAGAUAGUGGAGGAGAGUCGGGACAAGAACCUCCCAGAGGUAGAGAUGUGCGACAGAGGUAUUUCGAGCAUGCUGGACAUCCCAGGACUGUUUACUUUGUCCAACAUCACUCAGCUGGUCCUCAGCCACAACAAGCUGACAGCGGUCCCUGCUAACAUUUCUGAGCUGAAGAACCUUGAGGUUUUAAACAUGUUCAACAACCAGAUUGAAGAGCUGCCAACUCAGAUCAGCAGUCUUCAGAAGUUGAAACACCUCAACCUCGGCAUGAACCGUCUCAGCGGUUUGCCGAGAGGAUUUGGUUCACUGCCAGCUCUGGAAGUGUUGGACGUUACCUACAACAACCUGAAUCAGAGCUCACUACCUGGAAACUUCUUCUAUCUCACCACUCUUCGCGCUCUCUAUCUGAGUGACAACGACUUUGAGGUCCUGCCUGCUGACAUCGGGAAGCUGACCAAGUUGCAAAUACUGAGUCUGAGGGAUAAUGAUCUGACCUCAUUGCCUAAGGAGAUUGGGGAGUUGGCUCAACUCAAAGAGCUUCACAUCCAGGGCAACAGACUCACCGUCCUUCCCCCUGAACUUGGUAAUCUGGAUUUGACUGGUCCUAAACAGGUGUUUAAAGCAGAGAAUAAUCCCUGGGUCACUCCUAUUGCAGACCAGUUCCAGCUGGGUGUCUCUCAUGUCUUUGAAUAUGUUCGCUCAGAGACUUACAAGUAUCUCUAUGGCAGACACAUGCAAGCCAACCCAGAACCUCCGAAGAAGAGCAAUGAUAAAAGUAAGAAGAUAAGCCGCAAACCACUGGCUGCCAAGAACAAGUGAAGAGAAGACAUAAAAUGACCAUGAAUGAUUGCUCAGCUAGCUAAACUUGCUUCCCUUUUUUGUAUUAUGUUUGUUGAUAUGAAAUGUUCAUGGUUUUGACAGUAUUUCUUUUAAUUCUUAACAGUUUUGGGGAUGGUGGAUGGUAAAUGGCUUUAUUUUUUAUGUUCUACAACCAUAUCGAAAACCUAUUUGUAGCUUAUUGAGACAUCAUAUCAGAUACUCUGUUACUGUAUACCAAGCAGUUUGAUUACUGUAUUACCCUUCUAUGAUAUUAUUUUUUAAAGUAUUAAAAACUGUCUAUCACAUCAACGUAUGUACAAAUUAAAGAAUGUAAUCAAUUGAAAACAUUUGUAAUGAUCUUCACAUUAAAAUAAAACUAUAUAAUCUUC
Molecule: messenger RNA, 1365 nt
Organism: Limanda limanda (common dab)
Lineage: Eukaryota; Metazoa; Chordata; Actinopteri; Pleuronectiformes; Pleuronectidae
Gene: rsu1
Product: Ras suppressor protein 1
Exons: 9
Coding region: 143-976 (277 amino acids)
Molecular function (GO): protein binding
Source: RefSeq, a predicted model, not a curated record